GGCUGAAGGAAGAACACCCGCGCUGAUCCAUCUCGUGCCCCAACAGUAGCGUCUCGGACUGACAACCCGAUUGAUCCGGUCAUCCCCCGCCUUCACACUUUUUCUUACUCGAGUCGAUAGUCAAUUGCUGGAUUGGAAUUCUCGGACGGCGGAGAUCUACGCGUGUGCGUUUUCUAGGGAUCGGACGAUACCGUCGAACCCGUUUAAUCGACACCAUGGCGUCCCACACCAAAAAGGAUGACUUCUGCCUCGAGUGCAAUUGGGACGCCUUCCACCUCGACGGACAAGAACCCCAGGAGAGUGACACCGUGCCCGCAGCGACGUCGUUGAGGUGCCCCGAGGAAGAUCACCCCUCACGCGACCAGUGUGGUGACGAGGAUCCCUGCUGCGAUGCCGAUGACUGCUCGACAACGUGCCCGUCGGUCUGUGACGGGUUUGUCGAAUGCGAUCAAACCACGGCGUGCUCUGCCCCCCAUUGCGAUAAUACCCACUGUGACGAUACCCACUGUGAUGAUACCCACUGCGACGAUACCCAUUGCGAUGAGACCGGUUGUGACGAUGCGCACUGCGAUGAUGAUCACUGUGCCGGUGGUUGCAAGGAACCUAACUGCGAGGUUGACUGCAAUGCCGAUUGUGAAGCCGACUGCGAUCCUGACUGUGACCUCGCCUGCGAUACCAAUUGCGAUACCAAUUGCGAUACUGACUGCCAUACCGACCUGCUCUGCUUCGAUGGCCACUGCUUUAGUGACGCCCACACCGCCGCCCCGGAGCAGAGCCUCGAGUCCCUGUUAGGGCUGGGGGCUCCCUACGGUUUGGACACAGGCCUGCUUUCGUCGAACCAUCUAGAGCAGCCCCAGAACCAGUUGUCCGGGACCAACCCUCCAGCCGCGGGAGCGAUGUAUCCCCCGGCUGCACCUUUCGUUCCCGCUCCCCAGAAUUCGGUCGCCCAUUGCCAUCCGCACCCGUCCCAUCACCUCCACUGCCACGACCUCUACAAAGACCAUCACGGCCAUCUACUCCCAGGGACCUACCCUCUCCAGAACCAUGUCAAUCCGGCGGACGUGUUCCACAUGCUGGGGAUGUGUCCCGACGUCUCGACCUGCCAGGAUUUCCACGUCCAUGAAGAAGCCAAUUGCCCCGUUCAACCCGACCAGCCGGCGGCCGACGCCGCGGAUGCAUUCACCUGCUUCCACAUUCCCCAUAACCUAAACGAACUCUGCAAAAAUCCGGUACACCCUCCCACAAGCGCUCCCGCCGCAAAGGGACCGCACCGCUCCUAUCACCGGUGUCGUGGCCACGCACACAUCCACGCCCAUCCGUAUUCUCCUUAUUCCCGCCGCUCUCGAUCCAGCGUUAGCUCGCAGUUGGUGUCAAGCGCCGGCGAGACUCCUCCCCCGCUAGAUGGCGGGGGUUCGUCCGUACUGACCAGCCCGGAUUUCUCCCCGGCCGACCCCGAGCUGCCCGUGUGCCGGUGGAGGACGUCACACGGCGUCGGAUCCAUCUGCGGUGCAACCUUCUCCGAUCCCUGUGCGCUCCAGGAGCAUCUCGUGUCCUGUCACAUGGGGCCGGUCGACGGAGCCAAGGGUCCGGGCUACUAUUGCUGCUGGGAGGGGUGUCACCGUCCGAACGAACCGUUUUCGCAGAAGUCCAAACUCCAGGGACACUUUUUAACCCAUAGCAACUAUAAAAAUUUUACAUGCAUGGUGUGCGGGAAAUCCUUUGCACGCCAGGCUACGCUGGAGCGGCAUGAACGCAGCCAUCGAGGGGAGAAACCCUAUCGGUGUUCGGAGUGUGGGAAGAUGUUUACCGAUAGUAGUGAGCUGAAAACCCACUCGCGGACACAUACAGGCGAGAAGCCAUUCCGAUGUACCUAUCCAGGCUGCAACUUCCAAACCGGCGAUUCAUCCAACAUGUCCAGUCACCGACUCACACACGGAGAACGUCGGCAUAAAUGCAUCUUUCCACGGUGCACCAAGAGUUUUACUCGACCGGACCAACUCAAACGACAUAUCCGGUGCACCCACAAGGAAGACCCGGACGUGUUCUUUCCGUCUCCCACGCCUGACCAGUUUGCGCUGUCGUUUGCCAUUUGAUUGGACCCAUCUUUCCAUGCAUCCAUGAUGGCAUUACUAUCGUCUACCCCUACUUCCUACCUCCUACCCUCUUUUCCCUACCACCUCCCCACUACCCACCGUCAAAAGUUCCAACAACGAACAACCCCAACUGAUGAGAUAAAAAGAAGGGCGAGAUAACCGCCCAUCUACGAUACCCCAUGAUUAUUGUUCAUAUAUUAUUUUUAUUAUCUUCACAUGUAUGUAUGUAUGUAUGCAGUAUGUCUAUGUAUCUGCUACGCUCGAUCUACGAGUCGAUUAACUCGGGCGUUAUUUUAUCUUGGAUAUAUUAUGUGAUAAUUGUUUGAUCAAA
Aspergillus candidus is the source of this 2424-nucleotide messenger RNA. RefSeq lists its product as uncharacterized. Gene Ontology annotation, biological process: regulation of transcription by RNA polymerase II. The record is from RefSeq and is a predicted model, not a curated record. The transcript has 6 exons. Gene Ontology annotation, cellular component: nucleus. NCBI's taxonomy places the organism in Eukaryota, Fungi, Ascomycota, Eurotiomycetes, Eurotiales, Aspergillaceae. Gene Ontology annotation, molecular function: DNA-binding transcription factor activity, RNA polymerase II-specific; RNA polymerase II cis-regulatory region sequence-specific DNA binding. Bases 216 to 2093 code for a protein of 625 amino acids.